AUGACACUGGAGAACUUCACACGGGCCAGGGUUGCCCCUGCUGACUUCAUUCUUCUGGGCAUCACAGAUCGCUGGGAUCUGCGCGUGACCCUCUUCCUGAUCUUCCUGCCCGUCUACCUGGUGAGCCUGCUGGGAAACGUGGGUAUGGUCCUGCUGACCCACGUGGAUGCCCGGCUCCACACACCUAUGUACUUCUUCCUGGCCAACCUCUCCAUGCUGGAUGCCUGCUGUUCCUCUGCCAUUGGCCCCAAGAUGCUAGUGGACCUGCUGCUGCCCCAUGCCACCAUCCCUUACGCAGCCUGUGCCCUCCAGAUGUUUGUAUUCGCAGGGCUGGCUGACGCCGAGUGCUGCCUGUUGGCAGCCAUGGCCUAUGACCGCUACGUGGCCGUCGGAAACCCCCUUCUCUACACAACGGCCAUGUCCCGGUGUCUGUGCCUGGCCUUGCUGGGAGCAUCAGGCCUGGGUGGGGCAGUGAGCGCCUUUGUCCACACGACCUUCACCUUCCGCCUGAGCUUCUGCCGCUCCCGGGAGGUCAACAGCUUCUUCUGCGAUAUCCCUCCGCUGCUGGCCAUCUCCUGCAAUGACACCAGUCUCAACGAACUCCUCCUCUUUGCUGUCUGUGGCUUCAUCCAGACAGCCACGGUGGUGGCUAUUGCCGUGUCUUAUGGUUUCAUUGCUGGGGCUGUCAUCCGCAUGGGCUCGGCCGAGGGCCGUCGACGAGCGGCUUCCACCUGUGGCUCCCACCUCACGGCUGUGGCCAUGCUGUAUGGGACACUCAUUUUCAUGUACCUGCGGCCCAGCUCCAGCUAUGCCCUAGACACCGACAAGAUGGCGUCUGUGUUCUACACCCUUGUCAUCCCAGCUCUCAACCCACUUAUCUACAGCCUCCGCAACAAGGAGGUCAAGGAGGCUGUCAGAAGGACCUGGAGCCGAUUCUGCUGCCUGGGGUGGGCGCACCAGUGAGAGGUCUGAGGAGGCUCGUCAGGGCUGACCACGAAGGGGUGAGGAGGGCGCUUCCCAGCCCCGUUCCUAUGGGCACACACGGAUGGUCCUCUGGCUUGCGUGUCUCCCGUCAUGGUUUACUGGGCUGGAAAGGGGAA
Manis pentadactyla (Chinese pangolin) is the source of this 1100-nucleotide messenger RNA. Its product is annotated as olfactory receptor 5C1. The record is from RefSeq and is a predicted model, not a curated record. Bases 1 to 963 code for a protein of 320 amino acids. The transcript has a single exon. Lineage: Eukaryota; Metazoa; Chordata; Mammalia; Pholidota; Manidae. Gene Ontology annotation, cellular component: membrane. Gene Ontology annotation, biological process: sensory perception of smell; G protein-coupled receptor signaling pathway. Gene Ontology annotation, molecular function: olfactory receptor activity; odorant binding; G protein-coupled receptor activity.